AUGUCACAGGAAGUUGGGGACGAAAUUGGUAGCAAGUUAGGUAAAUUUAUUAAAGUCGAUAGGCGUUCGUGGCAAUCUGAUCAGGCAAAAUUCAUGAGAGUUCGUGUAGAGUUGGAGAUUGAUGAGCCACUAAGAAGGGGAGCUUAUAUUGCAAGCUCUGAUGGCGAACGACUAUGGCUUACGUUCAAAUAUGAAAGGCUACCUACUGUUUGCUUCAUCUGUGGGAAGCUUGGGCAUGAUAAAAAACAUUGUCCAACAUCUGAUGUCUGGCAAAGUGCUUGCCAUCAAUAUGGGGACUGGUUAAGGGCUGGGUGGACCGCAAAAGUGGCAGCCAAAGAAAGGAACUCGAGCAAGGACACGAUCCGAGUGGUCUCCGAUGAGUUAGAAAUGCAGCGAAAGACCUGGCCGACGACUGGUUCUGCUUCAGCAUGUUUUGAGGGUUCAGGUCUUGAGGGCAGGAAACAAAGCUUGGAGAAGGGUAAUACCUGGGGUAGCAAUAACACCACAUGUGCAGAUGGACAACUUGCUGGUGACGUACAAGUCUUUAGUGGAUCUACAGAGCAGAUAAUGAGUGAAGCGGCAGGGCAAGAUUUGAGUGUUUUGGGUUCUGGUGAGAAUUCACGUGAUCAUCUAAGGCAGGAUAUUUCAAUUGAGCAUAGAGACUCUUUCUCUCAUGGGCCAAAAAGCCCUACUUCACAAGGCCCAAAAGGCUCUAUUUCUCAAGGGAGCCCAAGUACUAAAGCACCUUUAGAUAAAAAUGAGAAAGACAACCUAGUGAAGAAGAAUGCGGCCAAUGCUGUCCAAGUUGGUGUAAUUUUUCAGGCCAAAGCUAAUGAAAAAGGAAAACAGAUUUUGGGUAAAGGCAGUCUGAAAAAAGUUGCCCAUGCGAAAGGAAAAGUAAGCGAUGAUCAAACUCUCGCCCAAAUGUUGAAGAUAGGAGCAAAGCACUUGAGAGCGAAUGAAGCUUCAGAGGAAGAGAACAACCGGGCUCCUAAGUGCCUUUGUGAACCGGUCAACUCAGGUUUAGCUGACUCUGUCUUUGAGCUAGUUUAA
Quercus lobata is the source of this 1053-nucleotide messenger RNA. RefSeq lists its product as uncharacterized. Lineage: Eukaryota; Viridiplantae; Streptophyta; Magnoliopsida; Fagales; Fagaceae. The transcript has a single exon. The coding region runs from base 1 to 1053 and encodes 350 amino acids. Gene Ontology annotation, molecular function: zinc ion binding; nucleic acid binding. The record is from RefSeq and is a predicted model, not a curated record.